Pneumocystis jirovecii RU7 is the source of this 441-nucleotide messenger RNA. RefSeq names its product ribosomal protein L11. The record is from RefSeq and is a predicted model, not a curated record. Gene Ontology annotation, cellular component: mitochondrial large ribosomal subunit; ribosome. Lineage: Eukaryota; Fungi; Ascomycota; Pneumocystomycetes; Pneumocystales; Pneumocystaceae. Gene Ontology annotation, biological process: translation. Bases 1 to 441 code for a protein of 146 amino acids. Gene Ontology annotation, molecular function: large ribosomal subunit rRNA binding; structural constituent of ribosome. The transcript is spliced from 5 exons.
AUGAGUCGUUCUUCUACAAAAAAUAUUCUUUUGAAGCUUAUUGUUCCUUCUGGAUCAGCAACUCCUCAGCCACCUGUUGGUCCAGCGCUGGGUGCACGUGGCGUAAAAUCAAUUGAUUUUUGUAAGAAAUUUAAUGAGUUGACGGCUAAUCUUAUCCCUGGUGUUCCUAUUCCAGUAGUUAUUUCAAUUCGUCCUGAUCGAAGCUUUACAUUUGAAAUAAAGUCUCCACCAACAAGCUGGUUGCUUUUUAAGGCAGCUAAAGUUGAUAAAGGAUCAUCUACUCCUGGUAAAGCAGUUGUUGGUACUCUCUCUUUGAAACAUAUUUAUGAGAUUGCAAAAAUUAAACAUAAAGAUGAAAAUAUUCAAGGGAUUCCUCUUGAAAGUGUUUGUAGGAGUGUUAUUGCAAGUGCAAAAAGUGUUGGUAUUAAGGUUGUUCCGUGA